UCGUGCCUUUAGAUGACAUCACACCUUAGAACUCAUUCGACUAGGUGACACGUCAUACAGUAGCUUGCACAGCAUACCUCUCUGAAGUCCGGAUUUACCACAAACUUUACAGGUAGGAUCAUGUCUGUACUUACAGAGAAAAUACUCUCCGAUUUUGUGGAUUCUUCUCAAAAGAAGGAUUUUUAUGAGAACCGUGGGAAAAAUGCCACGGAGCUAAAUUCAUGUGCUGAUUUAAAACUCAAUGCAGCUGGUAAAUAUUCAAACAGCAGCCUGCAAACUAAGACAGGGAACCAUUUUCACAGUUUAGAGGACUCUUCACAAGAGGAUAAACAAGAAUCAGCCAGUGGAAAAAAUGAAACUCAGAUUUCUGAUUUAAAACCCAACGGGGCUUUUUGUGUGGAUGAACUUGUAGGAGUUGACAGCAGUCUGCAGACUGUGCGUCCAGAAAACUCUACAGAACAAGAUUGCUGUGGCAUCGGAGACAAAGAGCAAACGCCACAUGCUGAUUUAAGUCCCAGUGCAGCUAUUAGAUAUCUAAAUGAAAUGUAUAUCUGGGCUGAUAGCAGUCAGCCGACAGCAGAAACUUUCCACAGUUUAGAGGACUCUUCUCAAGAGGAUGAAAAGUCAGUCAGUGGAACAAACGAAAAUCCAGUUUCUGCUUUUAAACCCAACGUGAUCUUUAAAUGUGACGAUGAAACUGGAAAGACUGAAGGCAAUCUGCAGACUUUAAGUCCAGAAGAUUUAUCAGAACAGAAUGACUAUUAUGGUACCAGUGAAACAAACGCCCCCAAGCCAAAGCCAACAGCUGAUUUAAACCUUAAUGCAGUGAUUAAUUAUUUAAAUGGAGUUUAUAGCAUGUGUAAUAGCAUUCAGCAGCCAAAUCAAAAAGAAAGCCAGGAAGAAAGAUUAGCUAAACACGUAAAACUCCUGGAAGAAGAAAUUCUCAAACUCAGAGAUCGUUGUAACACACAACAGAAACAGAUCCAAGAUCAUAAGGAUGAAAAGCAAAAGAUUAAGAGAGAGAAAUUAUCAUUAGAAAAGCAGAAACGCCAACUUGAAACAGCAAAGUGGAAGGUUGAACAGGAGCGGCGACAAGUGCAGAAAGAGAAAGAAACGUUGUGUAAUGAAAAAAAUACACUUGAGGACAUCAAGCUACAGCUGAGAGAAGAGACUGAACUACUGGAAGAAGGGAAAAGAUUAUUUAAAAUUAAAACUAAAGAGUUUGAAAAGAGAAAAGCAGAUGAAACGUUACACGUAGCUUUGGCACGUCUGAGGGAAAUGAAAUACCAGUCUGGCACCACGAAAUAUCUGGGAAAACUUAAAAUACAGUCAGAGACCAUGGAUCGUCUAGACGAACAUAUGGACUUUUUUGAAGAUUUGAAACAAACAUUAGAGAGAAAGCAAAGCCAGUCUGAAGCAGCAGAAGACUCAGACGAAUUUAAACAUCCAGAUAAACUAGAUGAACCGUUCAAAGACACUCAACUACAACUGGACGAGCUGAAACCUGACCCAGAUGUAAAAACACAUCUGGAUGAACAGAAUUCGCACUCAAGCGUGAUGAAACGUCUAGAUGAACAUAUGGACUUUUUCCAGGAUCUUCAGCUACAGUUAGAUAAAAAGCAAAGGCAGUCUGAGGAAAUAAACGACUCAGACAAAUUUAAACAUCCAGAUGAACUAGAAGAACUGUUCGAAGACGUUAAACUACAACUGGAUCAGCUGAAACCUGACUCAGAUGUAAAAACACAUCUGGAUGAACAGAACCUGUACUCAAGCGAGGUGAGACGUCUAAAUGAACAUAUGGACUUUUUUGAAGAUCUUAAACAAACAUUGGAGAGAAAACAAAAACAGUCUGAGAUCACAAAACAUCUGGACGAACCUCAAACACGGUCUGAGACCUCUAGACAUCUGGACGAACAUUUUUUUGAGGAUCACAAACAAAAACUAGAAAAUAAACGAGAGCAGUCUGAGGAAAUAAAAGACUCAGACAAAUUUAAACUCCUGGAUGAUUGGUUGGAAGAAAUGGAACAUCUGGAUGAUCAGAAACCAGACUCAAACAUAGCAACACAUCUGGAUGAUCAGAAACCAGACUCAAACAUAGCAACACAUCUGGAUGAUCAGAAACCAGACUCAAACAUAGCAACACAUCUGGAUGAUCAGAACGUGUACUCAAGCGUGAUGAAACGUCUAGAUGAACAUAUGGACUUUUUCCAGGAUCUUCAGCUACAGUUAGAUAAAAAGCAAAGGCAGUCUGAGGUUAAAAACGACUCAGACAAAUGUAAACAUCCAGAUGAACUAGAUGAAGUAGUUGAAGACGUUAAAGUACAACUGGAUGAGCUGAAACCUGACUCAGAUGUAAAAACACAUCUGGAUGAACAGAACGUGUACUCAAGCGUGAUGAAACGUCUAGAUGAACACAUGGACUUUUUCCAGGAUCUUCAGCUACAGUUAGAUAAAGAGAAAAACAGUCGGAGGCAGCAAGAGACUCAGACAAAUUCAAACAUGUGA
Messenger RNA from Nothobranchius furzeri (turquoise killifish), 2505 nucleotides. Lineage: Eukaryota; Metazoa; Chordata; Actinopteri; Cyprinodontiformes; Nothobranchiidae. The record is from RefSeq and is a predicted model, not a curated record.